AUGACAGACACGAAAGACGACUCCCAUCGAUUCAGUGCUUCUAGCCAUUUGGAGAAUCUGCCCGAUGAGCGCAUGCCUUCCGUCGGCGAUUUGAAACCGGUCAUCGAGGAAGAUGACGUGAAUAAUCCGCAGAAUUGGCCCCUAUCAGCCAAACUAUCCACCUACCUUACGAUUUGCUCCUUCACCUUUUUGGCCAAUGUCAACUCCAGUAAUUUCACGGUCGCCACCUCGGCUAUUAUCAAGGAGUUCCAUGUCAACCAGACCCAGGCGGGGCAGCUGGUCUGCUUUAAUGUCUUUCUUUUCGGCGUGGGUAAUAUUUUCUGGGUGCCGCUCAUGCGGGUCAUUGGGAAACGCCCCGUUUACUUGAUAGCGAUGCUGUUCCUCUGCAUGAUGAAUGUAUGGUCUAGCCAGUGCACCAGCUACGGCGAACUACUGGCAUCGCGCAUUAUUUCAGGCUUCGCAGCGGCGGCUGCCGAUGCCACGGUGCCCGCUGUCGUGGCCGAUAUGGUUGCCGCGAAGGACCGGGGCCACUACAUGAUGUUUUUUCAUCUUGCAAUGACGGCCGGGCUCUUCGUGGGUCCCUUAAUCAAUGCCUACCUGGUGCAGCAACAAGAUUGGCGCUGGAUGUGUUAUUUCCUUGCGAUCGCGGUCGGUGUGGUCCUGGUGAUCGCUAUCUUCACCAUCCGGGAGACAACGUACCUGAAGAGGCGCUCGGGAAACCUAGAGAAGCGAUCACAGUUGCAGUGGAUGUCCUUGACGCUCGGCUUCAAUCGGGAUGCUUCAUUCCUGCAAGCUCUUUUGGAUAUUCUAGCCAACGCUGCUUACCCACCAUUAAUCUGGUGCUCGUUAACGAUUGGAAUCUCGGUCGGAUGGAAUAUUGUGGUUCAACUAACAUCCUCCCGUACAUUCCUCAAGCCGCCCUAUAACUGGCAAUUGGGUGACUUGGGCCUUCUAUCCCUCGCUGGAUUUAUUGGUUGCGUACUCGCAUUUUAUGCCGGUGGCCGACUGAUCGAUAUUAUCUCCAACCGGAGCACUAAGAAACACGGCGGGGCUCGUAUGCCAGAGUACCGACUACCGGCGAUUGUGAUCCCCGGAACUAUCGGACCAGCGGGGAUCUUGAUUUUUGGACUCUGUGUCGCACACAAAACACACUGGAUUGGACCUGCUGUGGGAUAUGCCAUGCAGGCCUUUGGCGUGGCUGCGAUAUCGAACGUGGCUGUGACCUACUCACUAGAUUCGUACAAGCCGGUCACUGGUGAGGCUCUGGUGAUUAUUUUUGUCAUUCGCAAUACUAUUGGUAUGCUGCUGUCGUUGUAUGCGGCUGAUUGGAUUGAGAGACAAGGAACAGCCGCGGUCUUUGGAGAGAUGACGGCCAUUCAAGUCGUGAGCGUUCUUUUUGCUAUUCCAUUGUACUUCUGGGGCCGCUCUCUGAGGGCCUUCACGUCCACUUAUGGACCCAUGAAGCGGUUCCAGGACUCAUGA
This is a messenger RNA of Penicillium longicatenatum, 1482 nucleotides long. RefSeq lists its product as uncharacterized. Gene Ontology annotation, biological process: transmembrane transport. The transcript has 4 exons. Gene Ontology annotation, molecular function: transmembrane transporter activity. NCBI's taxonomy places the organism in Eukaryota, Fungi, Ascomycota, Eurotiomycetes, Eurotiales, Aspergillaceae. The record is from RefSeq and is a predicted model, not a curated record. The coding region runs from base 1 to 1482 and encodes 493 amino acids.